Parastagonospora nodorum SN15 is the source of this 1788-nucleotide messenger RNA. RefSeq lists its product as hypothetical. NCBI's taxonomy places the organism in Eukaryota, Fungi, Ascomycota, Dothideomycetes, Pleosporales, Phaeosphaeriaceae. The transcript has a single exon. The record is from RefSeq and is a predicted model, not a curated record. The coding region runs from base 1 to 1788 and encodes 595 amino acids. Gene Ontology annotation, molecular function: protein binding.
AUGGCCGUUGAAAGACACGCGUGCUCCGUCAAUGGCUGUACUUUCCGGGCGACCCGCAAAGACAACCUUCGUCAACACCAUCAAAGACUUCAUCCGUCCAUACCAUUCUUACAGAAACUCAUCGCGCGGGACAAUCCCAAAAGCCAUUAUAGUCUCGAGGAUAGGCAAAGCACAGAUAGUGCACCCGCUUCAGCUCAGCAAAGCAAGCCGGAAGUUGCUGAACAGUCACUGCCCUGGGCCUCCAACUUAUUCUUUCAGGCAGCAUCGGCAGGCGAUUCCGCUGUUCUGCAGGCCCAACUAAAUUCUGGGAUCGACAUAAAUGUCCGAGCAGCUGAUGGAUCAUCUGCAUUGCACUGUGCAACAAGAGCAGGACACUCUUCUGUCGCCAAGUGGCUACUUCAAAACGGUGCAUAUUUAGAAGCCACAAAUUUCAAGUUGAGAUCACCACUACACGAGGCAUUGAUUGGACACGACCUGAAAACUGUACAAUUGCUCAUUCAUGAGGGAGCCCUAUUAGACGUCUCUUCCAUCACUAUUGACAGUUUGGGCCGGUCGGAGAGCGAGGAAAUGCUUAAAGUGUGCUUGGAUGAUCUCGCUGAUAACGUCAAAUCAACCACCCUAUACAGGAUUCUUAAAGCCGCAUCGAAGAGUGGCCACAUUCGUACAGUCCAAGCGGUCUUAUCGCUGUUUCUCAACAAUGUCAGCGCAUUGAAUGGAACAAUCUCACAAAAUCGACUUGCAGCGUGGCAAACACGCUCGAUGAGACCGGACUUGGCUGCAAAGCAUCUCGAAAAUAGAGUGCAAGCUUACACACCACUUCAAAUCGCGGCAGUCAACGGGCAUCUUGAGAUUGUACAGCUUCUCGUAAACCAUGGAUCUGAUAUCAAUCAAGCCUACCAUGGAAUGACGCCUUUCUGCUUGACGGUUCUCAGAGGGCAUGUUCAUGUUGCGGAAUACCUUUUCGAUCAGGCAAAUCUUAGUAAAGAUCACGCGGAUCUCACAUCACACUAUAGAAUCUGGACACCGCUGCAUCAAGUAGCUCAUGAUGGGAGAUGUGAGAUGAUCGAAUUCCUCUUGGAUCGCAACUUGUUCGACAUUCACGUUUCUGAUCGCUUUGGUCGGACACCUUUACAUGCCGCAGCAAGUUCGGGCCGCUUGAAAGCGGUCAUGCUACUUCUCAAGAGGAGUAAUAGCAACAAUACCGAUGACAGUACAGCUGUACUUACCCCACUUCAACUUGCGGCUGUCGGAGGUCAUCUGGAAGUUGUUCAGCCAUUGCUCGAUCACUUGGGUUUCGAUACAGCUCCGUUUUCAACAUCAGAAGUGCCUCAACAGGGCCAGUUCGAGCCGAUCCGAGUCUUGGAGCGACUUCUCAAACAUCCCGACUUUGAAGACAUCAACUUCACUCAUCACAGCAGAUUCGAUGCCGAUCGGAAUGGACUUUUAAAUGCGAUGAUAAGCAAGAAGCAGUACGACUGCGUUCGGCUUUUGUUGAGCCACGGAAGGAUCAAUGUCAAUCUGGAAGGCGGGACCUGGUCCAGUGGUCUCUACACUCCACUUAUUCUCGCUGUCGAGCUUGGACAAAAAGACAUUGUGGAGUUGCUCCUCCGGCACAAAGACAUCGACAUCAAUGCACGCACGGAGGUACUUUACGGGGGAAUUUACAGGGGAGAUUAUCGUCAGAAGACUGCACUGAGCGUAGCCAGAGCAAAGGGGCACGGCGAUAUUGUUGAGCUUCUUCUCGCACACGGCGCCAAAGAUACAGCUCCAGAAUUACUAAAGACUUGA